AUGUCCCCCUCCCCUUGGCUCCACGCCAUCGUCAAGGCCGUGCACAGCGGUGAUCAAGUUACCCUCGUCGCUCCCGCCGCUCUCGGAGCCCCGCCCGGACCGGAGAAGACGCUCACGCUGGCUUCUAUCGUCGCCCCGCGGCUGGCGAGACGGAACGACGCGUCGUCGAGGGACGAGGCGUUUGCGAAAGCGUCGAGAGAGAGCUUGCGCGCGGCGCUCAUUGGACGCAAGGUGACGUUUCGCGUCGAGUAUAAGAUCGAUUCGAUCGAUCGCGAGUUCGGGGUGGUGUUCGACGAGAAGGGAGUUAAUGCGAGCGCAAUGCAGGUGAAGAGAGGAUUGUGUAAGGUUCGCGUCGGGGGUGGCGAGCGGGCGAGCAACGCGGAGGAGCUGGAGGCGCUCGAGCGGCAGGCGCAAGCGGAACAAGUCGGGAUGUGGAGUAAAGAUCCAGCGGUGUUGGCGAAGGCGAACGCGAUUAAGGUGUCGCAUGAAAUGAAGGCGGAAGAUGUGCUGAGCGCGGUGAAGAUGCGACCAACGCCGGGGGUUGUGGAGCACGUCCUGAAUGGCGGGACAGUUAAGCUUACGUUGACGGGUGACGGAGCGAUUCACGACCAGAGUGUCGUGGUCUCCAUCGGUGGGAUCUCCGUGCCCGCGAUAGGUAGGAAAGGGGCCAAGAACGAGGACGGGACGGAGCAAGGUCCGGAGCCGUUCGCUCUCGAGGCGAGGCACUUCACGGAGAUGGCUCUGCUUCAUCGAGACGUGCGAGUGAUUUUGGAAGGUUUAGACAGGCGAGGCAACUUUAUUGGUUCGAUCUUGCCCGCGGAUAUCAACGAUACCGCGUUCGUGAACGUAGCCGAGGGUUUAUGUCGUAUGGGACUCGCACAAGUCCACGAAGCGAGCGCCGCGGCGUUGAUCGGCGGCGCAGGGAAGCUUCGCGCCGCAGAGAAAAUUGCGAAGGAUCAACAACUGUGCCUUUGGCGCGGAUACGUCCCACCUGUUCCUUCAAUCCGCACGGUGACGAUGACGAACUUUGAAGCUCACGUAAUAGAAAUAAUAUCGGGCGACUGCAUCUCGGUCGCGCCGACGUCGGGUCCAGACAUGUCGGAAAGAAGGAUCAACCUGAGUUCAAUUCGCGCACCGAGACUGGCAAACCCUCGCGAUGAAAAGGCCAUGCACGAACCGUGGGCGGUGGAGGCAAAGGAGUUCUUGAUCUCAAGAUUAGUCGGUCGAACAGUAUCUGUGAGCAUGGACUAUGUGCGAAAGAUUGGCGAAGGCACGAACGAGAGGACGCUGCACUUUGCCACGGUGAAACUCCCUGGAACUAGCGAUGAGGCCCAGAACGUCGCUGAGAUGCUCCUCAUACGCGGUCUUGCAUCGUGCAUUCACCACCGCUCCGAAGAAGAGCGCGCAGCCGAUUACGACGGGCUCGUCGCGGCGGCAAAACGAGGCAUUGAGAACAAGAAGGGCAUGCACAACAAGAACAAGGAACCGGCUGUGCACAGGAUGAAUGAUUUCAGCGUGUCGAGCCAAAAGGCGAAAACUUUCUUGCCGUUUUUGCAGCGUGCUGGGAAAUGUUCAGCGAUCGUAGACUUUGUCGCUGCUGGGCACAAGGUUCGAGUAUCCAUUCCUAAAGAAGGUGCGGUGAUCUCUUUCUGCCUCGCGGGCGUUCGCUGCCCUCGGCGAGAUGAGCCGUAUGCGGCCCAAGCCCUCGAGUUUACACGCACUCGGAUCCUUCAGAGAACAGUAGAGAUCGUGGUAGAUUCCGUGGACAAGACGGGCAUUUUCCUCGGGACCUUGUUCGCCAAUGAAGGACGCCUCAAUCUCGGCGAGGAACUUCUUCGAGCCGGUUUGGGUAGUUUGCAUCCGGCGUUUCCGGUCGAACGCGUGCAAGGUGGUCGAGCGUUGGCGGAAAUCGAAGCGGCAGCGAAAGAAGUCAAGGCGGGCCUGUGGAAAGAUUGGACACCUCCGGUCCAAGUGGAAGAAACCAGAGAGGAUGAACCGACUGGAGAGCUUGUUCGCGUCGACGUCACCGAAUGUGUAGCCGGCGGUCGAUUCUUUGUGCAAAAGCUGGACGGGUGCAAGAUCGAAGAGGUGACGAGCAAACUCGCCGAUUUGUACGGAGACGUGGACACGAGCAAGGCUUUCGAUGGGGUCUUUGAGCCGAAAGUUGGUGAUGCCGUCGCCGCGAAGUUCACCGGCGACGACAAGUGGUCGAGAGCGAUCGUGGCGUCCAAACGCAUCGGCGAUAAACCGGUGCGCGUGUUCUACUGCGAUUACGGCAACACCGAGGAGCUUCCCUUCAAGCGACUGAGACCACUCAAGGACGCGGGCUUGACGCUCAACGCACUCCCGCCGAUGGCUAACUUCUGCGCGCUGUCUUCCGUGAAGAUUCCACGCAUUGAUUCGGACUACGGUUACGCGGCGGCGUCUCGCGUCGGCGAGCUUCUCUCUGGUCGCCUGUUCCACGCCCGCAUCGACGCCCGUGAUCGAUUCCCCACGUCCAAGCCGUGGGAAUCCGACGCCGCACCGGCUUUCACGCUCGCCUUGUUCCCUUCCGCCGUUGCCGCGCCCGAGGAAUCGGUCGCGUGCGACCUUCUCCGCUCUGGCUUGGCGCGCGUUGACCGCCGACCCCGCGUGCGCGACCGCGCCGAGCUCGACGCCAUGCGCGACGCCCAGGAAUCCGCCAGGCGUGCCCGCGAAGGGAUGUGGCAAUACGGUGACGUCGAUUCUGAUUCCGACGCCGACCACUAG
Molecule: messenger RNA, 2748 nt
Organism: Ostreococcus tauri
Lineage: Eukaryota; Viridiplantae; Chlorophyta; Mamiellophyceae; Mamiellales; Bathycoccaceae
Product: RNA-induced silencing complex, nuclease component Tudor-SN
Exons: 2
Coding region: 1-2748 (915 amino acids)
Biological process (GO): regulatory ncRNA-mediated gene silencing; mRNA catabolic process
Cellular component (GO): RISC complex; nucleus; cytosol
Molecular function (GO): nuclease activity; RNA binding
Source: RefSeq, a predicted model, not a curated record